GUAUAUAUUUGAAGCUUGAACGAUGCGUUUCCUCUCGUCGCGUUGGUUUUUUUUGUUUGUGCAAUUUGUCGAAAAUGAUUUCGUGUGUGAUAUUGUGUGGCACAAAAUAUGGAGAGAUUUAGGUGCAGUGACCUGAUAUCUGCCUUGUUACGCAAGGAAGAAAUAGCUGAUCUUCGCUGAUCACCGACCGCCAAGAUGACCUCUCGGUUAGACCGGCUGUUCGUGUUGUUGGAGGCCGGCGCCGGCGCAGCGACUAGGCGGGCGGCGGCGCGGCAGUUGGGGGAAGUGCAGCGCGCGCAUCCCGAGGAGCUGCAUAAGCUGCUCGGUCGGCUGAUGAAGCAUCUGCGAUCACAAGCUUGGGAAACCAGGGUCGCUGCGGCGCAGGCUGUGGAAGCUAUACUGUCCAAUGUGCCCGAAUGGCGGCCCACACCGUUCACUGGCAAAAAAGAGGAGAAAUGCGAUCCAGAAGACAACGGUUGGUUGAAGUGCGAAACGUUCGACUUGGAGCGGGUUCUCCAAAAUGGCGCGCAUCUCAUGGGCUCCGAGGGCAACGAGUAUGAUGAUGAAGAGUCUCUCAGUGCUGCAGACAUGAAAGAGAAAUUAGCGAAACAACGUCAACAACUGAACGCGCGGCUUGGUUUGGACGUGGGCGCUCACCUAGGGGUUGAUCUCAGUUCCUUAUACUCCAACGAAGACCUGUGUCCCGUCAAGCCGCAACCCAGCAAGACUGAAGUAGUUAGAAGGCCAGUACAAGAGCUAGUUCUAGCGUCGAAGCACCUCAGUUCCCGGGAGAUGAACCUCGCCAAACGCAAAGCGCGUCUCGCGUUCAGCAAGCAGAAGUCCCGCGAUUGCGAGGACCCCCCCUCGGCGCCUCCCACACCCCCCGUGGAGCCUGACAGGAAGAAGAUCAAGUUGGAGCAUGAAGAUUUAGUUGUGGACAGCAGUCUGCCCGUACCUGACUGCUCGGGCAACUGGGGCGAAUGCAACCGAUGGCCCCUAGAGGGGUGGUGCGGGGCGCUCCAAGCGCAGCUGUUCGUGAGCUCGUGGGAGUCCCGGCACGGCGCCGCCAGCGCUCUGCGGCAGCUGCUGCUGGCCAGGGUGGCUGCCGGGGCCGGGAUGACGACUCACAUGACCAAGCAGGAGAUGGAAGAAGCCCAUCAAGGGUGGCUGGAAGACAUGGCCCUGAGGUUGCUGUGUGUCCUAGCGUUAGAUCGAUUUGGGGACUUCGUUUCUGAUCAGGUGGUGGCGCCGGUGCGCGAGACGUGCGCGCAGACGCUGGGCGCGUGCGCGGCGCAGCUGUGCGCGGCGCGCGCGGCGCGCGUGGCGCGGCUGCUGGCGCGGCUGUGCGCGCAGCCGCACUGGGAGGCGCGCCACGGGGCGCUGCUGGGCUUCAAGUAUCUGCUGGCCGCCAGGGAGGAACUAGCGACCUCUUGCAACGCGAUCGAGUACUUGAUCGCCGGGCUCGAAGACUCCGCGGAAGACGUGUCCGCGGUGGCCGCCGGAGCCCUAGUCCCGGCCGCCAGAGUCCUAUCCGCCCAGAGAGAGAGAGUCCCGCAUGUGGCAGGGAGAUUAUGGAAAUUGUUAAGGGAACAAGAUGAUUUAGCUGCGCCCGCGCAUUCGUAUAUGGCGCUGCUGGCCGCUCUGUGCGCUUUGCCGCAAGCAGCUAAGAUGUUGCAUCCAAUCGACCUAACCGACGUACUACCUCGCCUCUGGCCUUACCUCGACCACUCCACCAGCUCAGUAAGAAAAGCGACCCUGCAAACACUAUGCACGCUAACACGCCCGCUCAUCACCACGGAAGAAAACGGUGAAACAAACGGAGAAACGACGGGUGAGGAAAAGGGGAAGAAUGAGGAAGCGGGGAAGAAUGAGGAAGCGAAGAAGAAUGAGGAAACGGGGAAGGAUGAGGAAGUGAAGACUGAACAGUUCUUGAAUUGGACUCCUGAGUUGCUGCAAGAAGCGAUGAGGCAUAUCUAUCAAAGGGUGCUGUUUGAGCAUGUUGGGGAGAUCCAGGAGAUUGCUUUGAAGGUGUGGCAGAAUCUACUGCGUCACGCGCGACUAGAAGUGAUCCUGCUGGCGGCGUGCCCGCUGCUGGCCGCGUGGCUGUGUCUGGCGAUGCAGCCGCCGCGCCUGCCCGUGGACCCCGCUUUGCUGCUGCAAACGCCGCUCAAGCAAGAACGACGUCCCCGCACCACCUCCACAUCAUCAGAAGGCAGUUCCACCAACAACGAGCUGCGGAACCAGAAGUGGCUGAUUGGCGGCAGCGAGUCCCUCCCACAGAACCAGAGGGAGCACAACGUCAUGAGGGCCAGGACCAGGGCCGCUGAUAUACUGGGCUACCUCUCGUGUUACCUGGUCCAGCCAGCGCCUGGUAUAGAGUACAAGGCUGAGGAUGAGAGCCCAAUAGACUGUUAUGUUAAGGUUAUAAUAGUGUACCUGCGUUCGGGCAGCGCCUUGCAGCGAUUAGUGUCGGGGCUUGUGGUGGCGGCGUGGGCGCGACACACCGCCGCUCACGGGUUAUAUCCUCCGAAGAUCAUCACCAAUGGGGUGCACAAGGAAAACGAGACAGAUGGAUCAGAAACAGAGACUCAGAGCAAAGUUAGAGAAGGAGACAGCGAUAUAUCUCAACUAGCGCCACCGCUUCUAGUCAACACGCUUCAUACGGCUUUGAAUCAAACGCUUUAUUACGACGAAGUCGCUCUUAGCUGUAAUAGGAUAUUACAAGAGGCGCGCGAUCUGCACGCACUAAUGAAACACUACAAACUGCCAGUUGACGGGGAGGAGUUCAACAACAUACUGAGAUUAGAACAGGUGAUACACCUGACGACGGUGACACAAGCGAUGGUGGCCGCAAUGAAGACCAAACGUGUCUCCGUGACACUCGAGGACCGCCGCCGCGCGCUGCUGAGCUGUGUGACGCAGUGCUCCAGCGAACAGACCACCUUGACUCUGUGCGUGCAAGCGGCGCUAGCGAGCGCAUGCGCACACCUGCACUGCCUGCCGCACAAGCUGAACCCCGUGGUGCGCCCGCUCAUGGACAGCAUCAAGCGCGCCUGCAGCGAGGAGUUGCAGCAGCUGUCCGCCGCGGCGUUGGCGGCGCUGCUGUCGCAGCUGGCCGAUAGAGAACCGUCGCCUAAUAAUAAAGUGCUCGUUAAUCUCAAGGCUUUCCUUAGAUGUGACCCAGAGCAUACCCCACGCGUGGGGCUGGAGGGCACGGAGGAGACGAACGGGGAUUCGGGGAGCGGCGACAGCGGCGCCGAGGGCAAGUCUGAGGCCGGCUCAGCGUUACAUCGCGAUCUGGACAAAUACAACGGAAUCCUGACUCUGUGGGAGCAGCAGCGCAGCGCGGAGCUCUAUGCCCCCAAACGGGGCAGACCCCCCUCGCACGCCAACACCACCCCCCUCACCCCGCAAGUGGUCAAUCUAGACCAGCUGUUCUCCACUGAGGAUGAAAGUCGCAAGCUGGUGAGGAUCCAACGUCGCGGCGCCACCAUAGCGCUGAUCAACUUGACAGAGUAUUUCUCGGACGAGCUGCCGGAGAAGCUGCCCAAACUGUGGGAGUUCAUCACGGAGCCCUUCUCCAAAGUCAUGACUGACGCCGAGCUAGAAGCGCAAACCGUCGACGCGGCGGAGGAAAUAAUAUCCCGCCUGCAAGUGUUCGAAGCGGUGUGCGGGUCGCUGCACGGCGCGCUGUGGCGGCGCCUGCGCGCGCGCGAGUGCGCACGCGCGGCGAGUGCACUGACGCGCGCGCGCUACACCGCGCUGCGACACAUGGCCGCGCGCGCGCUCGCCGCCAUGGCUCUCUGCGACGUCGCGCUCGUCGUGCACGCGCUCAUGCACCAGCUGAUUCCGACACUAAACGAAUGCGUGUGUACCCGCGCGCGCUGCGGCGCGGCGGAGGCGGUGGCGCGGGUGGUGGACGCGCUGCAGCUGAGAAUGGUUCCCUACAUCGCACUAUUCGUGUUACCGUUGCUCGGCCGCAUGAGCGACCACUGCGAAGCAGUACGAGUGAUGUCCACCCGGUGUUUCGCCUCGCUCAUACAACUGAUGCCGCUAGAUGGCGCUAUACCAGAGCCCGAGGGUCUUUCUGUGGAACUGAAGGAGAGACGGGCGAGGGACAAGGACUUCCUGGAACAGCUGUUCAAUCCUAAAAUGAUCAAGGAUUACAAGAUUCCGAUUAAAGUGUCCACAGAGUUGAGGAGUUAUCAGCAGGCAGGCGUGAACUGGCUCCGAUUCCUCUACACGUACAAACUUCACGGCGUACUGUGCGACGACAUGGGCUUGGGGAAGACGCUGCAGUCUAUCGUGGUAGUUGCCGGCGCGCACUACGAGCGCCAGCAGCAGAACAGGCCGGAGCUGCCGUCGCUGGUGGUGUGCCCCCCCACUCUCACAGGCCACUGGGUGUUCGAAGUGAACAAAUUCAUCCCCUCCCAAUACCUAAAGCCCCUCCAAUACGUCGGCCCACCUGUAGAGCGAGAGAGAUUACGGUCGCGAGUGAGACACCACAACCUCAUUGUAGCGUCAUACGACAUCGUUAGAAAGGACAUAGAUUUCUUCAGUAGUAUACGAUGGAACUAUUGUAUAUUGGACGAAGGACACGUCAUCAAGAAUGGGAAGACAAAGGCGUUUAAGGCUAUUAAACAGUUGAUUGCGAAUCAUCGGCUGAUAUUGUCUGGAACGCCUAUUCAGAACAACGUGCUGGAGCUGUGGUCGCUGUUCGACUUCCUGAUGCCGGGACUGCUGGGCACGGAGCGGCAGUUCACGGCGCGGUACUCGCGGCCGCUGCUGGCGGCGCGCGAAGCCAAGGCUACGCCGCACCAGCUGCAGGCGGGCGCGCUGGCCUGCGAGGCGCUGCACAGACAGGUGCUACCCUUCAUGCUGCGUAGAGUGAAAGAAGACGUGGUCAAAGAGCUCCCGCCGAAGAUAACACAGGACUACUACUGCGAACUGAGUCCACUGCAGAGGAAGCUAUACGAGCAGCUGUCUAAGGAACACAUGCCGCAGGGACUCACCAAUCAUACACACGCGUUCCAAGCGCUGCACUACCUGCAGAACGUGUGCAACCACCCGAAGCUGGUGCUGACGGCGGAGCACCCCGAGGCUCUGCUGCUGCAGCGCUCCGCUCUGGACGACAUCGACCACUCGGCCAAGUUGCCCGCUCUCAAACAACUCCUCCUCGACUGCGGCAUCGGCACCACAGCCUCCGAGGUGGAGGCCGAGGCGGUCGUGUCGCAGCACAGAGCGCUCAUUUUCUGCCAGCUGAAGAAGAUGCUGGACAUCGUGGAACAAGACUUGCUGAAGAAGCACCUCCCAGCCGUGACGUACCUGCGGCUGGACGGCUCCGUGCCGCCGCAUCAGAGGCACGCCAUCGUCACCAGAUUUAACAAUGACGUCUCCAUUGAUUUGUUGCUCUUGACUACUGCGGUCGGCGGGCUGGGCCUGAACCUGACGGGGGCGGACACGGUGAUCUUCGUUGAGCACGACUGGAACCCCAUGAAGGACCUGCAGGCGAUGGACCGCGCGCACCGCAUCGGCCAGAAGAAGGUCGUCAAUGUAUACCGGCUCAUCACCAGGGGCACGCUCGAGGAGAAGAUCAUGGGACUACAAAAAUUCAAGCUGGGCACAGCCAACACGGUGAUAAGCAGCGAGAAUGCGGCCAUGGAGACGAUGGGCACCGACCAGCUGCUCGAUCUGUUCCAGCUGUCCGGAGCCCCUCCCGGCGACCCAUCCCGCCCCGGGUCCAGCAAGUCCGUGCUUGACUCGCUGCCCGACCUCUGGGACGAUCAGCUGUACGAAGAAGAGUAUGACAUGUCCAAUUUUAUUAAGGGAUUGAAGAAAAUGGCCGCGUAGUGAUGCUUGAAUAAUAGUCUGAAAAACAGUAAUUUUGACUGACGCUUUUAAAAAAACAGAACUUUGAAAAACAGUAAUUUUUACGCACACGUCAUAUUGACAGCAAUAUGACGUGUGCAGAUAACCACACUGAUAUGUGUGUUGUGGUUUUAAAUAAACUUUAUUGAUGUGACGCCUCGUUUUAGAGACCAAAAAAUCAGGCGUAAAGACGACAGAUAUUGAAUUUUUAUGGUAAAGUUAAAAAUUAAAAUUAUUUAUUGAUAAACCAAAUUAUGUCAUACAGUGCAAUUAUGUUACGGCAAAAUUUUGUUAUGAUUUGAAUUUGGAUUGUGCGUGUGUGAGCACACUUCUGGCAUCCUGGCAGGAUCGCCAUGUGAGGUUGGGUGUUGAGGAGGAUAAGUGAUACAACUGAAUGCUGGGAUACUAGUGACUUAUUUCAAUAUUAUAUAUAUUCUACCACUGCAAUACUAAGUAGAAUAUAGAAUCAGUUGAAUGAGAUUCAUACAGAUGUUCGACGGCCUUGCCAAAGAACAAAACCGUCGCCAGCGUUGUCAAUGCAGUAAGGGUUGUCACAAAAUAAACACGUGAUAUUGUAUUUGUAUUAAUUUAGUUUUCCAAAAAUUACAGCCCUUGAUUUCAGUUUUUAUUACCAACGCGUCAUAUGGAACGUUGGUAUGCUAAAAAUUAUGUUUAAAAAAUGUAAAGUAUUUUAAUAACUGUACAAGUAUGACAAAUGUGAUUAGUGGCCAAUAAACAUGUUAUGUCAAAGAGUAGCACGGAACCUAUAGAGGCUUUUUGUUACCAAUGGUUUAUAGAGGUUUUUACUAUGCUCUUUCCAAAAUUAAUUGUGAAUUUUAUAAAUAUCUUUUUAUAUUAUAAAACACAUCGUUUUUUUUUUCGUUCGUUGCGAUAAGCAUUGAAGGUAACAAAGGAACAUAUUUUUUUUUAUAUGAAUGUAAUAAAAAUUGGUGUAUCGCGCGCCACGAGAAUUGGAACUAUUUGUUUUUCUGCGCAAUAUCAAAAUGGCUUAUAGAACCUCUAAAUCUCGUGGCGCGAAAUAUAUAGCUUGAACCAUUUUCUUACUAUAAUUCACAUUAUUUGGUAUUAUGUAAAUUUUAGUCUCUUUUUUGUAAGAAUGUAUACUGUACUUGGAUGGGAAAUAAUAUAAUUACGGAAUAUAUCAAUUACAGUUCCACUUAUAGGUGUAGUAACAGACAGCUUUAGAAAUUUGCCUUAUCUUUGAGCUUUUAAUCAAAUAAAAUAAUCUACAGAUUUCUUCGAUUAUAAACGCCUUCGACGAUUCUGAAUCUUUUCCAUAUUUUUAAUUAAGUGAUUAGAAUUAGUAGUAAUUUAUCUAUCAAUAUUAUAAUAGAGCAUACGAGUCGUUAUGCAAACUGUUUGCGUGGUGGCUUCUAAAACCCAAUUCAAAUUAUCGGAACAUGCGAAAAAAAUGUUUGCCCUAUCAUACAAACUAUUUGUACUAUUUGGUAAAGUCAGUGUUUUGGCUCGUGUUUAAGAAGCCACUAGUUUGAAGUUUAAGAACGUUAUAAUACAUUUGUCAAGCUCUUCCUACAAGCUGACAAAAUAAUUUUGAUCACAUUAUAAGCACAACAUUGUCAAUUAUCCACUUUAAUAAAUAGAAGCUUUAAUUUUAAAAUCACCGUUGCUAGAAAGUAUAAAUAUAUAAAUAAAAUAUAUAUGGACAAACAAACAGAUUGAGUAUGUCAUGAUAUGGAAUAAUUAGGUGUAAUUAAUAUCUGUAAUGGUAAUAUUUUAAUUUUUUUUAAAUAAAUUAUUGUUUGCCUGCCAGCUAAAGUGCUGCAACAAGUAUUCGCGUGUGUAAACACUACAAAACACUAGUUAAAUUUAAGUAAUUUUAAAUUCUUAUGUAACCAAACCAAAACCUUUAACUUAAAAUCACGGACCUACAUUUGCAACUAUAUUUUUAUAUAUUCUUUUAUUCAUAAAAAAGAUUAAAUCUGCUUUAAAAAAGUUUUCGUGCCAAUCACAUUUUACAAUAUUUGACAUUGACAGAACGAGACAGAACAUUUUAACGUAAUUGUUUUUUUAUUAAUAAGUUCGUUAUUGUUUAGCAUUUGUCUUACUAUUUAAAUUCAUUUAGUGUAGACAUGUUUUUGGCAACUAAAGUCUAUAUUGAUAUUACUUUCGCGAAUCAGGAUGGGUUCCUUAUUUAGUAAUUAAAUACCUCAUUGUUUCACCUUCUUCGUCGAUAAUGGAUUAUUUAUUGUAGUUCGUAAGAUGACAGUCAUCGCUUUAGUCAUUUUUGUAGUUUUAGAAGCGCCAUAACGGCGCCCUAUCGUUUUUACUUGCUCUUUUGUACCUGCUAAAGUGAAACGAAAAUAGCAAAUAUUAAUACAUAAGUUACUUUUAUAUUAAAUACGGUUACGAUUUAAAUAUUGUAUUUUGUGUUUUUAUUUCCUGCCUGUCUUACGAAUAUUGAUUUUUUAAAUCUAGUAUGCGAGUGCUAAGCGCGGUUUCAAACAUUGGUGGACAUCUGCUAAGAUAUGGCAAAGGCACAUAAAUUAGUAGUAGUUUUUCAAGUAUUUUAUUUAUUGUGGCGUGUAUCACAACUCUCCUUUAUUUUUGUUUUAUUUGAUUCAGCAAAAGAAUUUCAAGCUAUAUUAUAGCAUUGUAACGUACUUUCAUUUAUUUUUUUUGUAUAUUAUGUGCUCGUUUCUAUGUGGACCAUUGCGUAUUGUUAGAUUAAAAAACAUCACUUUACCCUUUUUUCGUGUUUAUUCGUUAAUUGUAUUGAUGUGAAUUUGUUUCGAUCCAAAUAAAGCGUGUUUUCUUCUAAA
Molecule: messenger RNA, 8669 nt
Organism: Plodia interpunctella (Indianmeal moth)
Lineage: Eukaryota; Metazoa; Arthropoda; Insecta; Lepidoptera; Pyralidae
Gene: Hel89B
Product: Helicase 89B
Exons: 34
Coding region: 196-5850 (1884 amino acids)
Molecular function (GO): DNA binding; ATP binding; ATP-dependent chromatin remodeler activity
Source: RefSeq, a predicted model, not a curated record